AUCGCAGUGUUGGCAACACAUUGACAUUACAGUCGGAGCAAAAGUCAAUCAUUUGUAGAAAAACUUGAGUGUAAAUAAUUCCCGCAAUGGCAGGCCUUCCUAGCACAAUUUACAACACAGUGUUCAAAAGAACCUCAACUUUUGCCCUAGCGUGUGUUUGCGCCACUUUCUUCUUCGAACGGACGUUCGACUUGGGCUCGGAAUUCCUGUUCGAAAAAGUCAACGAAGGGAAAUUGUGGAAGCACAUCAAACACAACUACGAAAAGUAGAAUGUAGAUAUUUAUUAAAUAAAUUGUAGUUAUUCAGUUA
This is a messenger RNA of Tribolium castaneum (red flour beetle), 309 nucleotides long. It is a transcript of the gene ox, whose product is annotated as oxen. Bases 87 to 269 code for a protein of 60 amino acids. Lineage: Eukaryota; Metazoa; Arthropoda; Insecta; Coleoptera; Tenebrionidae. The transcript has 2 exons. Gene Ontology annotation, biological process: mitochondrial electron transport, ubiquinol to cytochrome c. The record is from RefSeq and is a predicted model, not a curated record.